AUGGGUGUGAGGUGGGGGGGGGGGGGGGGGGGGGGGGGGGGGGGGGGGGGGGGGGGGGGGGGGGGGGGGGGGGGGGGGGGGGGGGGGGGGGGGGGGGAGUGGGGCGGGGGGGGGGGGGAGGGGGGGGGGGGGGGGGGCGGGGGGGGGGGGGUGGGGGGGGGGGGGGGGGGGGGGGGCGGGGGGGGGGGGGGGGGGGGGGGGGUGGGGGGGGGGGGGGGGGGGGGGGGGGGGGGGGUGGGGGGGGGGGGGGGGGGGGAGGGGGGGGGGGGGGGGUCUUUGAUUAAAUCCUCCCAUUUAGACCACUGCCCUGUAGAGGUACUGUUUUCUGUCCCGAUGGAGAUGUUGUGUGAGUGCGCGGCCCGAAAAAAUGUGCCGAAGCCCCAGGGAGCCGACUGGAGCCAGAGAAGACAUCUACCCAGCCUGGACAGCAGAGAGAAGGGAGAGCCCCAUUCAAGAAUUCCUGCCCGUUCAUUGCUGGGACAGAGUGCAGAGGAGGAGAGAGGGAGGGUGGGUGGAGGACUUGAGCGGUGCAGUUUAGCGUCCCAAUACGAUCAGAGCUGCACAGACCGCAACUCGCAAACUGGAGAGAAUUGA
This is a messenger RNA of Knipowitschia caucasica, 594 nucleotides long. Lineage: Eukaryota; Metazoa; Chordata; Actinopteri; Gobiiformes; Gobiidae. The record is from the annotation of a GenBank genome assembly.